This is a messenger RNA of Thermochaetoides thermophila DSM 1495, 2187 nucleotides long. RefSeq lists its product as uncharacterized. The transcript has 2 exons. The record is from RefSeq and is a predicted model, not a curated record. Bases 1 to 2187 code for a protein of 728 amino acids. Lineage: Eukaryota; Fungi; Ascomycota; Sordariomycetes; Sordariales; Chaetomiaceae.
AUGAUCAGCUGGGCGCUGAGGCGCGGGGCCGACAGUGCGCGCGACGCGCCGGAUCCGGACGACGCGAGCCAGAUUGAUGCCCCCGACACCCCGGCGCCGGUUUUUGCUGUUCGCGCAUUGAGGAACGCUAUCUUCGGCACCCCCGCACCAAGAGAGCGCCGAAACACGAUGUCCAAGUCCGAUGAUGACCGCGAGAAGACCACCCAGCCUAUCACGACGACAGCCCGUUCCUCUUCAUCCGACAAAGAUAAGACUCCAGCCAAGCCCCCCGGGAUUCUGCUCACUCCCGGAACUGGCACAGCCAAGCGAAAGCGCGUAACAUUUGGCCGCGAUGUCAAGCAGGGUUCAGGAGGUCGAGACAAACCUAGCACCAGUGGUUUGCCUGACGACUGUCCCGGGAAGUUCCCUAGCCCAUGGGUCGAUCGUUCUACCGACGGGAGCUCUUCACGGCCGAAGACUAGGCUGCAGCUGGCCAUGGAGAACGCGCGCAAAAACAGUCGGAAGGGAGGAGUAAUUGAUGGGAAGGAUUUUGACAACUCAGAAGAUGCCGAUUGGGAUGAAGAGGACGACGAGACGGACGACGCGGACGACUCUGGUUGCGAUACCGACGUGACCGUUGACCUCGCCGAGCCGAAGUCACGUUCUGGAAAGUAUUGGAAGGCUUACUUUGAAACUUACCACGCCGAUGCGAAGGCUGAGAUGGAGAAGCUUAUUAAGUAUAAGCAUCUUGCAAAGUCUUAUGCGAAAAAGAAAGAUGCCGAAGCUCUUGAACUGAGUCAGAAGCUUAGCGAGGAGCAGGAAAAAUCCAAGGCCUUGGAGGAGAAAGUCGCAGAGCUCACCCGCCAACUUAAUAUGGCAGGCCGGGGCAAAGCUGGUGGAAAUAAUGCCAAGUUGGUCGACGAACUCGAGGAACAGAGGGCUCUGGCAGCCGAGUACAAGAAGCAACUCGAAGCUUUGGAAACACUGCUAGAAGACGAGACCAACGAUGCUGCAGAUGGGCGCAGCAAACGUCGCAUUGCCUCGCCCAAGACGCAAAAAACAUUAUUAGAAGCGCAACGGGAGUUACGGAAGGCGAGAACGCAGAUCCGUGAGCUUCAAAAGCUCCAAGAGGAGCGAGACAAGCUGAGGUCCCAGCUCAGAUAUGUCGAGCAACGGGCCAGCAAGCUUGAAGAGGAAAACAGCAAACUGACCAAAGAGCUGUCUCAAAGCAAGUCCAAGUUGAGCGACCUGGAGAAGCGACUGGCCGAGUCCAACAACGAGUACGAAACCUUGAAAGAAAAUGCAAAGGCUCGGUAUAUCGAGGCCAAGCAGGUCUGCGACGUCAAGAACGAGACCAUCGCGAAACUGCGGGCAGAGAUCGAUGCGCUCAAAAAAGAUGGGACAGACGCCGAACGUGUGGGCCGUUCAGCAGCAACAAGCACCACUGAGGAAAAAACGGCGACCUCUCGAGCAGGACUGUCUGAGACUCGGCAUCGUGAGAGGCAAGGGCUGGAGGGUUACAGGCGGACGACAUCUGGCGAUCGCGUUCUCCCUUUGUCUCGCGCUUCGACAAGCAGAACUCAGGCCGAAGUUGACGCCAAGUUGGAGCCUGCCGAUGAUGUGCUUUCCGAUCGUGGAAACCUGCAGGACAGCCGAAGCUCGGCCUCCAGCGGGCGCUCUGCGCAUGCUCGGGAUGACGACGAUGAUGUUAUUCUUCCAAGCCGGACCACCCACACCACAACUGGCGGUCGUUCUCUCAACCAAACUUCAACUAUUACAUCUGAGAAGCGGUCUGUGGACGACCUGCACAGCAGGAGGACCUCUACAACAGCGAGACCCUCCGCAACCACCCUCUCCAAAUCGAAUCAGUCCAGUAGGCCCCUCUCCCCUCCAUCCGACAGCGAGGAAGAGCAGGCGAAGCCCAGCACCCUGCGCAGCCGACUCGACCGCCUCGGAAGCCGCGUCGGCAUCAGUGCAAGCAGGUCUGUCGCUGCUACCAGCGCCGCGCCCGCAGCUGACAGCAGUGUCAUGUUCAACACGACUCGAACCUCUCUGCCUGCGGAUCGUGCAUCAGCUGCCAGAGCUCGCCUUGAACUCAAGCGCCAGGAGCGUUUGCGUGAACGGGAAAGGGCACGGGGCCUGAUGAGAGAGCGCGAGCGGGAAAGAGGGCUGGCGAUGGAGGAGAAGGAAAAUGCAGAGGGGUAUUAA